Acanthoscelides obtectus is the source of this 325-nucleotide messenger RNA. Lineage: Eukaryota; Metazoa; Arthropoda; Insecta; Coleoptera; Chrysomelidae. The record is from the annotation of a GenBank genome assembly.
CUGACAGUUCAUAUAAUCACAAAAUAAGCAGAGUAGUUAUGUUUGUUUUUUAACUCUCUUUUCUAGACGAUAUUUAUUACUAUGCUUAGAGAAUUAGGAAAUUUCCGUCAUCAUGAAAUUACACACAAACAUGGUAUACGUUGGAUGCACGCGUUCAACUCCAUACCAUUGAAUAAACCCUAUAACUACGCCGCUAUACAGACAUACACGUUGUAGACCCGCUGCUGGACUGCAUCUGAACGAGAGAGAUAGGGGAAUAUCCCUACUCUGUGUCCACCUACCUCCCCUCUUGCGCAUCGUGUGGCUCACGAGAAAGCGUACUAGC